CACACAAACAAAAACAGGCACGCCCCGUAGCUCUACAUAUAUAAGCUAACCAAGCUUGGCAAAGCUUGCAGCAGCUCGGAUCAUCACCAUCCAUCAAUCACCUGCUGCUGCUGAAGGAUCAGAAUCAGAUCAAGCGCAAACGCAACCACUUGCCAAUCAACUGGCCAUUCUCUCAUGGCGAGCGGCAAGCCGCAGCGAGCAGCGAAAUGCGGCGCGGCGCCUGAGGCCGUCACCGACAUCGACCCCAAGCUCGAGUGGCUCGACGGCGCCAACACCUACAUCAUCCGCCUCAACCUCCCAGGGUUCAAGAAGGAGGACUUCAAGGUGCAGGUGGACUCCGGCGGGCGGCUGACGGUGCGCGGCGAGCGGCCGGCGGGGUACGUGCGGUUCCACAAGGCGUUCCAGCUGCCCCAGACGGCCAACCUCGACGGGGUGGCCGGGCGUUUCGACGGCACCGUGCUGUCGCUCACCGUGCCCAAGCAGCCGGCCAGCGGCACGGACAUGGUGGUGGCGAGGCUGGCCGAGGCCAGGGAGACGUGCGCGGCGGCGGAGGCCGAGGGGAUGACGACCUGGGCGGAGGCGCUCGGCGGCAGGGGCCAGAUGGUCGCCGCGGCCGUCGCCGGGUUCGCGCUCGGCGCGUUCCUCGCCCACAGGCUACUGUCCGCCACGAAUUGAGUAGCUAAGGCGCCAUGUAUAUGUGAUGUGUGUACCUCAUCUACGAGAAUGGAUUCGUUAAAAACGAAAUUGUAUUAAUUAUAUUUGGUUCCUUGAAAAAAAAACCAUACUAAAUGCAUUGCUUAUAA
Molecule: messenger RNA, 803 nt
Organism: Setaria italica (foxtail millet)
Lineage: Eukaryota; Viridiplantae; Streptophyta; Magnoliopsida; Poales; Poaceae
Product: 15.7 kDa heat shock protein, peroxisomal
Exons: 2
Coding region: 175-675 (166 amino acids)
Biological process (GO): response to heat; protein complex oligomerization; protein folding
Source: RefSeq, a predicted model, not a curated record